This is a messenger RNA of Notodromas monacha, 1733 nucleotides long. The record is from the annotation of a GenBank genome assembly. NCBI's taxonomy places the organism in Eukaryota, Metazoa, Arthropoda, Ostracoda, Podocopida, Cyprididae.
AGGUAAUUAUCCCUCUUGUGUUCGUCAAAAUGACGCUGGCGUGUGCGGUGCGUUCAGAUUCCUCGUCAUCGGCGUCAAAUCCGUUCCUGCCGGAACUGAGUUCCAAAAUUUCGGACUACGUGAUGCAGAACCCAAUCAGUCCGUGUUUCAACAGCCGUGGCGUCGUUUCGCACGUCUUGAUAGAUGACAGAGAUUUUGCUGUCAGGCGUUAUGGGCUUGACGGCAUGUCUUCUGUCGAGUUUCGCAGAAUCCGGGAGGAAGUUCGGAGAGUGAAAGGAGAGCUUCGACAUCCAAACAUUCUUCCGUAUUUGCAUGUAUUCGCCGUGAACGAUUAUAACGGCGAGAAGGGGUUCUUGGAUCCGGGGCCGCAGAUUUGGAUAGUGACACCCAUGUGUGACCAGGGUUCAGCCCUGGACCUGCUCUCUUUUUAUCCCGAAGGGUUGCCGGAAAAAGCCAUCUCGUACAUCGGCCAGAACGUGCUUCGAGCAUUGGCCUAUAUCCACGAGAAGGGAUACGUUCAUCGUGCUGAGGAAGUUCGGAGAGUGAAAGGAGAGCUUCGACAUCCAAACAUUCUUCCGUAUUUGCAUGUAUUCGCCGUGAACGAUUAUAACGGCGAGAAGGGGUUCUUGGAUCCGGGGCCGCAGAUUUGGAUAGUGACACCCAUGUGUGACCAGGGUUCAGCCCUGGACCUGCUCUCUUUUUAUCCCGAAGGGUUGCCGGAAAAAGCCAUCUCGUACAUCGGCCAGAACGUGCUUCGAGCAUUGGCCUAUAUCCACGAGAAGGGAUACGUUCAUCGUGCUGUGAAAGCGAGUCAUGUGCUAUUGUGUUCCGACGGGCGUGUUUUAUUGACGGGGUUAAGGUGUUGCGUCAGUUACAAGGAUCCCAGGUUAGGCGAAUACGGAGAAUUCGCUCGGUCAGUGAGUCAAGAUCCAGAGUUCAGUGGAUUUUGCAUCGAUACGGGAUCAACGAAAAUUUGGCGAUCUGCUGGUUUGGUUCAUCAUUAUCCAUGCGACGAUGCCACCUCACUGCUUCCUUGGAUGGCUCCUGAAAUCCUCGAACAAAGCAUGGAAGGAUACGGGACAAGUAGCGAUAUUUACAGUUUUGGUAUUCUGUGCUGUGAAUUGGGGAAUGGAGAAGCCCCUUAUGUUGGUCUGGGAUUAACCAUGUUAUUGUUGGAGAAACUGCGGGGUUCCCCUCCGUAUUUGCUGGAUGCUUCCACGUUCGCUCCUGGCAAUCAAGCCGGAAACAAGGACUCGGGUGUUGGGGACAGUGUGGCUUGUUCGGAAACUGCAGGAGCAAGCUCCAAUAUGGUGUCUGUGCUUGCGCAAGAGGCCGUAUAUCGACAGCGUGGACUGUCUGCUUCGUUCCACGACGUCACAGAUCGGUGCUUGUUCAGAAACCCUGGGGACAGACCGACGGCUGUCGAGUUGCUCGACAAUUACCCGUUUUUACAUCCCGGGUUUCUUUCGAGUUCCCAGCGUGCUGGCUCGUCUACUUCCCUGCUCAACAAGUGUCGUGCCGUGUCGUCAGUAUCGGUUUCGUCCCGUGUUGACGUCAAGUUUGGAAUGCCGGAGGAUUUGGUGAAGGUGUUCAAGUCUGCCGCCGGUUUGUCUGAGCGUGUCCGGCGACGGAAUCAUUCGGGUGCCAGUAAGGAUCAGGAACCAACGAUGUCAGUGAAAUUAACCGCCGGAAAUGUGCCUGGAAGUGAGGAUUUCACGUGGGACUUCUCGUGA